This is a messenger RNA of Prunus armeniaca (apricot), 465 nucleotides long. The record is from the annotation of a GenBank genome assembly. NCBI's taxonomy places the organism in Eukaryota, Viridiplantae, Streptophyta, Magnoliopsida, Rosales, Rosaceae.
AUGGGAUUCGUCUCGGAUUCUGAGGAAUCCGGGGCAGAAUCAUGCCUCCUCGACGUGCUAAGACGAGAGAUUGCUUGGGGGUUCACCCGAACUGUGACUACAGCUAUACAAGAGAGACGUAAUGUUGAGGGCUUUGACAUAAAGAAGGUCAAGGCGAUGGGAGCAAAGGAGUUCUGGGGUAGUGCUGACCACGUUGAAGCUGAAACUUGGCUUACGGACGUUGAGCUGGUAUUUGAGGUUUUACAGUGUCCGGAUGGAGAUAGGGUUCGGUUGGCCGCCUUUCUUCUUAAGGGGAACGCUUAUCAUUGGUGGAAAACUGAAGAGAAUCAAAAGCUAUCAAAGAUGGUAAAUUUUUACUCUAAGGACAUGCAAGAGCAGCUGAAGGCCUUAGAUCGACCGGGUAAACAUGCGCAAGGAGAUCCGAGGUUUGCUAAACUUGAAAGUGGCCUUUCAAAGUUCAAGUGA